AUGAACUAUUUCGAGGCCUUGGCAGAUUCUCAUAUGUCACGAUCUGUUUCGCAAUUGGGCCGCACGCACUUCAUGACGGUGGGAAUGGCUCCCAAAGACGAUAAUGCCCAUCUUUCGGUGUCUUCAACGAAUAUCAGCAAUAGCGACCUCAAAGGAGCAACUAUCAGCAAUGGAGCCAUCAAUUCUGGUCCCGGAGACAUGUAUAAUGGCAGCAUCACGAUUUAUCACUACCACAAACACCAAUGCCCUGACCCUGCAGCCCACCUGCCCAAGCAGGCAUCAUCCCAGAAUGCCAACUGUUCACAGCGGCGGUGUCGUGAUAAUCGGAAAUUGGUAAAGGCACUCCUCAAGCAUCGUUUGGCACCCUUGAGACGGAGGAAAAGGUAUGCCCGACGGCGUCUCCGGAUUAUUGUACUUCCUACUGUACCUUGA
Messenger RNA from Fusarium odoratissimum NRRL 54006, 432 nucleotides. RefSeq lists its product as uncharacterized. The record is from RefSeq and is a predicted model, not a curated record. The transcript has 3 exons. Lineage: Eukaryota; Fungi; Ascomycota; Sordariomycetes; Hypocreales; Nectriaceae. The coding region runs from base 1 to 432 and encodes 143 amino acids.